GUUCUCAUCAAAAACAGAUUGUUUUGUUAUUCAGCAAAAUAUUAUUCAUUAAACUUUCGGCAUUUUCCAAUUUAGAUUAAAACAGCUUAUAUUAGCCUACGAGUGUUUUUCUUCAACUUAGAAUGUCCACCCGUUGGUACCCAAUAUACCAGCGAGGCAACCCCCAGUUGCGUGUAUUCCUGCCCAACUUUUGGCUGAAACUGGUUCGGCCCGAGCACGAACAACCUCCUAACGUGGUUCAGUUUGCCUGUUCAAUGGAGAUGACCAAGUACGAUGUGAAAAACUACCUUCAGAAGAUAUACAACAUUCCGGUGGUGGAUGUUCGCACCAGGAUAGCACUAGGCCCUACUAAGCGGGAUUCUGUAAUGGGUUACGUCACCAAAAAUGAAGAUACCAAGAUGGCCUAUGUCACAUUGCCCAAGGAUAUGACAUUUGAAUUUCCAAACCUUUUCCCUGAAUCAGCCAAAGAACAACAGGAAGAGGACAAAAAAUCCUUGGAUGAAACCAAAAGGAAUUACAAAAAAUACUUGGACAAGAACAAACAUAGACCUGGAACGCCCGGCUGGUUCUCAAUCUAGUUAAUUAACGAAUUAUUUAAUGUAGCAUGAUUUAAUAAAUUUGAUUCGAAAAUAAAUGAGCAUUCAAUGCAAAA
Molecule: messenger RNA, 652 nt
Organism: Topomyia yanbarensis
Lineage: Eukaryota; Metazoa; Arthropoda; Insecta; Diptera; Culicidae
Gene: mRpL23
Product: large ribosomal subunit protein uL23m
Exons: 2
Coding region: 123-578 (151 amino acids)
Biological process (GO): mitochondrial translation
Cellular component (GO): ribosome; mitochondrial large ribosomal subunit
Molecular function (GO): structural constituent of ribosome
Source: RefSeq, a predicted model, not a curated record